AUGAGCCUAGUCGGAAAUUACCAACAACACUUUCGCGGAUCGGAAGCGGCAUAUCCUCAACAUUAUUACGGGAAUCGUUACGAGGUACCAGCGGUCACAACGCCAUCCGUGGAUAGUUCCUAUCUGGGGUGGUCAUUCGGUAACUAUAGUCCAGAAACCUCUUUGGAAUUCAGCUCUCAUGUCCAGAACAGAGAGUACUGCAUAGGCAACGGUUUGAGGCCCGAAAGGGGUUUUAAGAGAAGAGUUACGGCCAACCGCAAGGAAAGACGAAGGACUCUAAGCAUUAAUAAUGCAUUUGCUGAAUUGCGAGAAUGCAUUCCUAAUGUACCAUCAGAUACGAAACUUUCAAAAAUUAAAACUUUGAGGUUGGCAACGAGCUACAUAGCCUACCUCAUGGAUUUAUUAGCUCAAGAAGAUCCAAACAGAGCUCCACAAGGCGGCUUUAAGGCUGAACUAUGUAAAAAAUUUGAAUCUAGAGAGGAAAGGAGGAAACGAGAAAUAGCAAAUCUAGCGCCAGGACCUAAUGGCGAUCGGAAGUCAAAAGGAAGAACAGGUUGGCCUCAACAUGUUUGGGCUCUGGAACUGAAAAGUGAUUCCUAAAUAAGAUUACCACUGAGAUCAAGACCAAAAUACAGAUUCUAUUUGCUUUCUUUUCCAACUUUAAAUAAUAUAUACGCAGUAUCGUAUGUAUCAUUCUUUAUGCCGAUGAUGUCAAAUGGAACAACGAAACCUUCACAUAUUCAUACUGAUCCAUUUAAAAGCAUGAGAUUUUAAAAGGAUGUGAGUUUUUUAAAAACAUGUGAUAAGUGUUACGUGUGUCGUAUGGUUCAAACUUGUGCAACUCAGCAGUAGAUAAACUCAGAACUCUUAUUUCCGGUGAGAAGCUGCGAAAAUGGGAAUUUUGUAACAUUCCUGAUUGUUUCUGAAAGUUUGUUUAUGAUGAAACAUUAUUUACAGUUUUGGAGAAGAAUGCUUUACAACUCUUUUUUGUAAGAUUAAUUAAUUAAUUAAUGCUGUAUGAGUAAUGACUCACAGAAGAAAGCCAGUUAUUCCUUUUUGGAUUUUAGUGUUAUCAAUGCACGAAUGCUACUUCCUGCUGAGCAUUCUUAGAAAUCUUCUAAAACGUUUUUGCGUCUGUGUAUAAAAAUGUACUUAUAAUUAUUGCAUUUUUUUUCAUUUAAUUUAUCUCUACAUGUAUGUUUCGCAAUAAUCUGUCUCAGUUGAUUCAAAAGAAUAUACUUCAUUUUUAGACAAAAUUAACACAAUUGCAAGGUGUUUUCUUUGAAAUUUACAUGCAGUUGUAUCUAAUGCGCUUAUAAAUUUGAUACUGUGAUAUUUAAGUCACAUUGGUGAAGCUGAGGUAUCAUAAUUAUAUUAAAGAAAUGGUACUUACUUAUUAGGGCAACCACCUUGAAGUAGUUUGGCGAUUUUCUACAGUUGAAAAAAAAAAAUAACUUAUCAUAGGAGGAAAUUAUUUAUUUGGUGUAUGCAUACAAUUACACAUACAUUUUAUGUAUUUACCUCGAAAAUCAAUUGAUAAACCUACUUGCAAGCGAGUUUUUGUUUCUUUUAUUGUGCUAGGAAUUUUUAUGAAAAUCACUAUACGUUUUCAUACAAAGCACUGUUCUGUUUGGCGAUUUCUCGGCAAAAUAUUAUUUUUCUUCAGAAAUUUUACAGGACAUUCUUCCACUGUACGCAAAUUCCACAAGCAUGCAUUUUAAAAUAUUUAGCUAAAAAUAUUACGAUUUGCCUAUAAAAAUCGUUCUUGAAAGAAAACAAAAAGAGCACAUACCAAAAUUGUGACUUUUCUCAAAUGGAAGAAAUGUUAUGCGGUUAUCUGGAGAACUGCCGUGGAAACGGUAGCCAGAAUUUGGCGUAUUCUGAAAAUUUGGCGACUUCUAUAAGGUGAUUGCGCUAGUACGUUGGUCCUAUCAAAAUUAGGUAUCUCUUUUCUCUUACAUUUAUUAUCACUUUCAUUAAAUACCUCCAUUAAUUUAUCGUAUUUUAAUUCUUUCUUAGAAGUGUAUACUAUAUUAACACGAUGAAUAAACUCCUACCUCUAGAACAGUUUCAAGCAACUUACCCCUUAAAAUUUAGGUAGUCUUUUGUAAAAUCCAAGCUUAUAUAUUUUAAUGCAGAGGUUCCUAACCAGGGGAAUUCUACGGAGUCCGAGAUAAUAUUAAAUUUUUUUUGUUUACAAUAAAUUAAAUAAAUUUUAAUUAAAUAAAUGUUUAAAAAUUGCACGCAAAGACAUUGGUGCGUGUUCAAAUCGUAUUUACUACCCAUGCGGCAAUAACAGAUUUGCUACGUAUAUUGUUAACGUCAGUCACACUUUACAAACGUAAUGUACAUGAAUAUACAAUUUUAUUUUUUUAUUCUAUUUUAUUUAUCUCUUUUUUUUUAACUGUCUUAAGAUGUGCGGUAACAUAUUAAAAAUUUUUUAGGAGUGUGGGACAUAAAAAAGGUUGGGAAACCUAGCUUCAAUGUAAUUCAGUAGCACGGAUAUUCGAAAACAAGAAAUCUUGAAAAAGUGAUGAGCUGUGGCAGAGACGAUUUCGAUCGUUAUAAUCAUCGCCAAGAAAAAUUAGCACUGAAUAAAAGACAAAACAUCCAGCAAAUGAGCAUGUGGGGAAAUGCAAUUAAAAAUGAAGCCAGUCGGAGGAAAAUAAUACACCUUUGUACAGUGAUAGAAAAAAGUCAAUUAAAUAUGCAAUCAAAUAAUAUUAAUUUUUAUUCCCUGUACGUUUCCGGCCGCUAGCAGCCGAGUGGUAAAGUAGCUGAACACUCGUAGCUCGACCUGGUUCGAUUCCUGGCGGAUAGGCUGACUGCAUGGAGUUUUGGUGGUUGAUCCUUCUGCAAAAAAAUUGAUGAAGCUACAAGCAUAAGAGGGUUGAGCGCACCGAACGAUUAAGAUUUCUUCGUUUUUUGAGAACACUGUUCUUCUCAUCGAAAACACAUCCGCCGCUGGAAGCUGCGUAUAAAAGUAACAGAAUAGUGUGAUGAUGAU
Messenger RNA from Stegodyphus dumicola, 3007 nucleotides. Its product is annotated as heart- and neural crest derivatives-expressed protein 2-like. Lineage: Eukaryota; Metazoa; Arthropoda; Arachnida; Araneae; Eresidae. The record is from RefSeq and is a predicted model, not a curated record. Gene Ontology annotation, biological process: developmental process; regulation of transcription by RNA polymerase II. Gene Ontology annotation, molecular function: DNA-binding transcription factor activity, RNA polymerase II-specific; RNA polymerase II transcription regulatory region sequence-specific DNA binding; protein dimerization activity.